Molecule: messenger RNA, 3957 nt
Organism: Penicillium taxi
Lineage: Eukaryota; Fungi; Ascomycota; Eurotiomycetes; Eurotiales; Aspergillaceae
Exons: 20
Coding region: 1-3957 (1318 amino acids)
Biological process (GO): intracellular calcium ion homeostasis
Cellular component (GO): membrane
Molecular function (GO): ATP binding; ATPase-coupled monoatomic cation transmembrane transporter activity; P-type ion transporter activity
Source: RefSeq, a predicted model, not a curated record
AUGGGUAGCCGGUCACAGUCCCCAGAAGGUGACCCUGUGGACCUAUCAAUUUCUCGACCAAAUAUGCGGAGGGAUUCAAUGAGAAGCUGUGUGAGUGCGGUAUCAGAUGUUGAAAUGGCUCGGGAUGAGGUGUUUGAUGGCCCGAUUUCAGAAAGUAUUCCAUCGAGUGCUGUCUCCUUUAUGCACCGCCGGAACCGAACAGGAUCCACAGUCAGUUUCACUUAUUUCCAGGACGGAGAAGAUUUUGCGGAAUGGCCCAAUGAAGAUGCGGUCGAGGACGUAGACUCAGAAGUCGAAGAUCUGUCAGAUGAUGGAAUCGACAGAUUUUCCAACGCUGAUAUUGAAUCCAGUCGAGGCUCCUUUGUCUCCAAGAGACUGUCGCAUUCCCGAGACUCCGCUGAGCAUCCGUUACUUUCUCGUUACCUCUCUGCAAGCUCCUAUGGACGUGACCGAAAGUCCGGCAGCAGGCUCAACCAAAAGGUUUACAUCGCAUCUGAGGACUUGACUACUGUCUUUGCGGGCUUCUCCACUAGCACCGGAGGGUUCACUAUAUAUUUAGCCCUAUGUAUCCUGACCGGUGGAUUUGCAUAUCUUCUAUUCCGUUGGCUCCCACGAUGGAGAGUGCGACUAAUUGGCAAGGCCACUCCACUGGCAAAAUGCCAAUGGAUGGCUAUUGAAGAUCAGUGGAAUCAGUUCACCGUUCACAACGUUCACAACCAGUCAUAUGGCAGACCUCUUUCCACAGUUUUCGUUGAUACUUCGGGUCAAGUGUAUGACGAAGACCAAGACCCAACAAUUUCUUCCCUGCAGUUUCUUGACUAUCGGUACCUGCGGUUUUUUUAUCACCCAGUUGAUGAUAAAUUCUCCAUGAUCAACGGUUGGAAGGAUCCUGCAUGGACAAAUGCGAAAGUGAUGCGAGGGGGCUUGGAUGCCGACGAGCGCGAUAGCAGAGAGCAGAUAUUUGGUCAAAAUAAUAUUAAGAUACAUCAGAAGAGUCUUGCACAGCUGCUCAUAGAUGAGGCAUUCCAUCCAUUCUACAUCUUCCAGGUGGCAAGCCUUAUUCUGUGGUCUAUGGAUGAAUACUACUAUUACGCAAUCUGCAUCUUCCUGAUAUCAAUCUUCAGCAUUGGAACGACAGUACUAGACACCAAAUCGACAAUGCGGCGACUAAGAGAAAUUUCAUUGUUCGAAUGCGACGUGCGAGUUCUGAGAAACGGAUUCUGGCGAUCUGUCUCCUCUCAAGAUCUAGUACCUGGAGAUGUGUUCGAGUUCUCCGAUCCCUCGCUUCACCAGGCUCCGUGUGAUUCAAUUCUGCUCUCUGGGGACUGCAUUGUAAAUGAGAGCAUGCUUACUGGUGAAUCCGUUCCAGUAUCAAAAACACCGUUUAUCGACGAUGCCUUGAAAUACCUUGACCUCAGUGCACCCUCCAUUCACCCUAAUGUCGCCAAACACUUUCUUUUCAGUGGUACCAAAAUCAUCCGGGCCAGGCGGCCUCAGAAUGUGGACGAUGAUGAAGCGGUUGCACUAGCAAUGGUUGCCAGGACGGGCUUCAACACCACAAAAGGUGCUUUGGUUCGCUCCAUGCUUUUCCCCAAACCUUCUGGUUUCAAAUUCUAUCGGGACUCUUUCCGCUACAUUGCCGUCAUGGGUGUGGUUGCUCUCUGUGGCUUCGUAGCUUCGUUCAUCAAUUUUGUCAAGCUGGGUCUCUCAUGGCAUCUCAUCAUUGUUCGAGCACUCGAUCUGAUCACAAUUGUUGUACCGCCUGCUCUUCCCGCAACCCUGACUAUCGGCACCAAUUUUGCCCUUUCCCGUCUGAAGAAACAAGAUAUAUUUUGUAUCAGUCCCCAGAAAGUUAACGUGGGAGGAAAGCUUGAUGUGGUCUGUUUUGACAAAACUGGUACUUUAACGGAAGAUGGGCUUGACGUCUUGGGAGCACGGCCCGUAAGCAGUAACCAAAGGUUCUCCAAGCUUCUGAGUGAAACAUCUGGGGGCCUGCUACUCCCAGCUCUAAAUGCAACCUCUCCAUAUGAUCUUCAGAAGCAACGCAAGAUUAUAUAUACCAUGGCGACAUGUCAUUCUCUCCGGGUUGUGGAUGGUGAACUUCUCGGAGACCCUCUUGACGUCAAGAUGUUUCAAUUCACGGGCUGGUCAUACGAGGAGGGAGGUCAUGCCUCUGAGCACAUGAACCCUAAGUUUGACACGAUUGUUCCAUCUGUGGCAAAGCCACCUGUAACCUACGCCGGAGAAAGCCAAAAGAACGGACCAGAUAUCCCCGUCGAGCUUGGUGUAUUGCGAGAUUUCGAGUUCGUUUCCCAACUUCGCCGGGCAAGUGUUAUUGUCCGGCAAUUUGGCGAUACAGGCGUGAGCUUCUUCGUUAAGGGUGCACCCGAAAGUAUCAAGGACAUAUGUUUGCCCGAGAGCUUACCAACCGAUUACGACGAGCUCCUCAGUCACUACACCCACAAAGGAUAUCGUGUGAUUGCUUGUGCCACCAAAUACGAACGCAAAUUGAGUUGGAUGAAAGUCCAGAAACUAACUCGCUCCGAGGCUGAAAGUAACCUGGAGUUUUUGGGUUUCAUCAUCUUUGAAAACAAACUGAAACCCAGUACAACAGAAGUCAUAUCAGAGCUCAACGAAGCCGGUAUUCGUAACGUUAUGUGCACAGGCGACAAUAUCUUGACAGCAAUCAGUGUGGCUAGAGAAUGCAAGAUGAUCGGUGCAUAUGAACAGUGUUUCAUCCCGCAUUUGAUCGAAGAAUCCGGUUUAACUGCUAAGAGUUCUCUCAUCUGGGAAAGUGUGGAUAAUCCAGACCUCAAAUUGGACUCAAGGACAUUGAUGCCUCUGGAGGACGCUGAUGUUUCUAUCCCGGGAAAUGCUUUCAAACAUCUGGAUUUUUGCGUUGCCGUUACUGGUGAUGUCUUCCGAUGGAUGGUCGACUAUGGAAACGAAGACGUUCUUAACCGAGUCCUGGUAAGCGGGAAAGUGUUUGCUAGAAUGUCACCAGAUGAGAAGCAUGAGCUGGUUGAGAAGCUACAAUCCAUUGAUUACUGCUGUGGCUUUUGUGGAGAUGGUGCCAACGACUGUGGUGCUUUGAAGGCGGCAGAUGUCGGAAUUUCACUGUCAGAUGCUGAGGCAUCCGUUGCGGCACCCUUCACCAGUCGGGUAUUCGAAAUAUCCUGCGUGCCAACACUGAUUCGUGAGGGACGAGCUGCUUUGGUGACGAGCUUUAGUUGCUUUAAAUUUAUGAGUCUUUACUCGGCCAUCCAAUUCUCCACAGUCAGCUUCCUUUACACAUCGGGGUCCAAUUUAGGUGACUUUCAGUUCUUGUUCAUCGACUUGAUUCUCAUCAUGCCGAUCGCUAUUUUCAUGGGCUGGACCGGCCCUUUCCCUAUGCUUUCACGGAAACGGCCCACUGCGGACCUGGUCUCGCGAAAGGUCUUGACCCCUUUGCUGGGUCAGAUAUUGAUGGUGGUUCUGGCCCAGUUGGCAGUCUUCCGAACUGUCCAGGUCCAAACUUGGUUCGAGCCUCCCCAACUUGACGUGAACAAGAGCAACAUCUUGAAUUCCGAGAACACGUCCUUGUUCCUGUUUUCCUGCUUCCAGUACAUCUUGACUAGCAUCGUUAUGAAUGUUGGACGACCUUUCAGGCAACCUAUAACAUUAAAUGCCCCUUACCUCUGUACAAUCGUUCUCGACCUUUUGAUUGUGGCGUACAUGCUCUUCCGACCCUCCGAAUGGGUGAAGAGUGUGAUGGAGCUGACUUUUAUGUCUGACAGUUUCCGAGGCUUGAUAUUAGUGCUUGCUUUUGGGAUGUUCGUGCUUGCCUGGCUCGGUGAGACGGUUGUUUUCCCUCGGUUGGCGCGCAUCCUCGGACAUUUCAGGGUUCGUCUGCAGCCGAACUACCAGAAGAAGCGCCGCCAGUACAAGGUGCUUUUGGAUCAGAUGCAUUUAAGGUAG